UGUGAGUUUGAUCGUGGGUUUAGAAAAACAUCGUUCACAGAUGCUGCUGGAUUUUUUCAUUUACGUAUAAUGGCUUAUGGACCGGUUCCCGUUGAUAAGAGGGUUGAAUUCCGGAUCCCAUUAAUCCCUAAACACCAGCGCUGUUUGAAAUGUGGAGACAACUGUCCAGGCCUUGAACUUCAUUACUGGAGAAAAAUCUGCAAGAAUUGCCGCUGUUCCAGAGAAGACCACGACCUCCAUGGAAACGAGAGUGAUGAUGGCCAGCCAAUAGGAUUGUUUCUGGAUAGUAUACCACGCCCAACUAGUGACAGCCAAUCAACAAGUAGACCUCGCACAACUGACCUUCAGUCCUUCACGUCCCAAGGUUCUGCGAACGGUCGUUUCACGGGGAAUUCUGGGACAGCUUAUGUAGACGACCCCAAGACUCUUACAGACAUAUAUGGAUUUGAGACAGAUGUUGUGUUAUCGAGGGUUAUCUCAGAAAAUAUAAGAUCACAGAAAUAUAUAUCGAUGAUGCCUCCAGAUAAACAGUUUUUCGCCGCCCAGCUAAGGAGGAAACAACUCCAAAAACAACUCCCCCUCCAUGACCUUCACCCUAAAUUCUGCAGCAGCCUAACCGAAAACGAACUCUUCAAAUUCCAGAAGUUUUGUAACAAGCGGAAGAUGAAGGCAGCGGGAGUGGGGCGGAUCAUGGAAGUUAAAGAGGCGACCAAUUUUAGGUGUCAUCGCUGCAUCAAGGACAUAAGUACCGGUGGAUUCUGUGUUUCCACUGACCAUUUUGGAUCUGCAACAGCGUGGCAUCCAGGCUGUUUCACAUGCGCAACCUGUAACGAGCUUUUGGUGGAUAUGGUUUACUUCUGUAGAAACGAGGAAAUCUACUGCGAACGACAUUAUGCCGACACUAUAUACCCACGAUGCGCUGCUUGUGAUGAGAUCAUUCUCGCUCGUGAAUACACACAGGCUGAAAAACAAACGUGGCACGUGGAACAUUUCUGCUGUUGGAACUGUGAUGCGCCAUUGGCUGGGCAAAGAUAUAUCGCCAAGGACAGCAACCCAUUCUGCAUGAUAUGUUUUGAUACACUUUAUAGCAAGAAUUGUAAAACCUGUGGAAGAACAAUAACAGCUGAUUCUCCCGGACUUUCACACGGGGAUUACCAUUGGCAUGCUUGUCCACACUGUUUUAGCUGUCACGGAUGUGGCCGUAACCUAAUUAACCAACAGUUCCUGCUGAAGGAGGGACAACUUUUUUGUUCUGUGGACUGUAAACAACGAACGGCAAUUGACUGGUCACAAAAUGGAAUUCAAAACUUGCAUAUUCAUUGACCUGCAGAUAAUUUAAAAAAAAAAAAAAACAAAAGCCAAAAAAUUUGAAAAAAAUUACAAUACUUAUUUUGGCUGAUGAAAAACUUCAUUCAAUGUAUUUGAAUUUGAUUUCCUGUUGACAAAAAUCACUUUAUACUGCAAGGACCACUUUCAUUUGAAACGAUGAAAUAUAUAAUUAAGCCUGUUUUCUAUAAACGAUAGAACUAUCGGACAAAUUAUGUGAUGUCUUUAUCCUUCAUCUUAAAGUUAUUCGGUGUGUGCGAGUCUGAUCAAUAUGAAAUGUGUAUCUUUUCAUUUAUCGGGCAAGUGUUCCAAUAUGA
Molecule: messenger RNA, 1643 nt
Organism: Saccostrea echinata
Lineage: Eukaryota; Metazoa; Mollusca; Bivalvia; Ostreida; Ostreidae
Product: testin-like
Exons: 7
Coding region: 70-1323 (417 amino acids)
Molecular function (GO): zinc ion binding
Source: RefSeq, a predicted model, not a curated record